CUGGCACACCUUUGCAAGUCAACCCCGACAGGAAACUCUCCAAGGGAGACAUAACUCUCGCGAAUUGACCGGAAUGCCCCUCGCCGGUGCUCGGUGAAGCGGUCCAUGGCCCGGAAAGUGACGAGAGUGCCCCUGACAUUGCUUCUCAGAAACAGUGUGUUCUGUCGCUCUGCACGUGGGGAAUCCACCCCCGACCACCAACAUGACUCCCUGUUCCUUUGCUGUCAUCCAUGGCGAUCUCGCCGUCAUUUUAUAUUAUAUUAUCCUCUUCCCUACACGCAAGCCCAGAUAUAAAUUCGUUCUACACGCAUUGCAUUCGAUUCAUCGACAUCGAAGAAAAGCACGAGCACCCGCGAUCACGUCACUCUUCGUACCGGGAAGAAAGAAAAAAGCUUCCGACUUUUGCUCGUAAAUCCGUCAUGGACGGUGGGGUCCCGAAAAGGGUGGAGUUCGAGGACAUGUUGCCAACGAUGGCGGAGAAGCUGGGCGGCGACGGGCUCAUCCGUGAGCUGUGCAACGGGUUCGAGCUCCUGAUGGACAGGGAGAGGGGGGUGAUCACGCUGGAGAGCCUGAGGAGGAACAGCGCGGUGCUGGGCCUCCAGGACCUGAGGGAGGAUGAGCUAGCCAGCAUGCUCCGGGAGGGCGACGUGGACGGCGACGGCGUGCUGAGCCAGAUGGAGUUCUGCGUCCUCAUGUUCCGGCUGAGCCCCGAGCUGAUGGAGCAGUCGAGGGCGUGGUUCGAAAAAAUCGUCGAGGAAGAGUUCAGGAGAGAGAGGAAGCGAUCGUCUUGAAGCGUAUGAUUUUCCGGAAAAAAAAAAAAAGAGAAGAAGGAAGAAGGAGAAGAAGA
This is a messenger RNA of Rhodamnia argentea, 847 nucleotides long. RefSeq names its product calcium-binding protein PBP1-like. NCBI's taxonomy places the organism in Eukaryota, Viridiplantae, Streptophyta, Magnoliopsida, Myrtales, Myrtaceae. The coding region runs from base 231 to 791 and encodes 186 amino acids. Gene Ontology annotation, molecular function: calcium ion binding. The transcript has a single exon. The record is from RefSeq and is a predicted model, not a curated record.